AUGGCGAGGGAGUCGAAAGAGGCAGACAGUGAUCAACAGCAUAGUGAACUUCCCACCGCCAGCGAGGUGCUCGCAAACCCCUCUGAUCAAGAGGCCUUGGAGCUAGGCCUGCAGCUGAGAGCAACAACCACAAGCCAGUCCACCUCAAAGGCGUACCGAUGGUGGAAGAGACACAUCUCUAUGAGCGUCCCUCACGUUACCUGCCGUGACCACUUGGCAAACGAAAGGACCUUCCUUGGGUAUCUGCGAACAGCUCAGGCAUUUGCCAUGGUGGGUGUGGUUAUUGCCCAGGUCUUCCGAUUAAACCACAGCCUCCAUCCGAAUCCGCACUUGGGCUUCUUCGUGGUCGGUGUGCCACUAUCUUGCGUUUGUCAUGGCUCGGCCAUUCUUAUAUCUGGUCUUGGAGCCUUCCGAUUUAUCCGCUAUCAAAAGGCCAUGGCUCGUGGUUAUGCUCUAUCCGGCGGGUGGGAGAUGACGUGUAUCGGGAUGCUGACCACUCUUGUUCUUAUCAGCAUCUUUCUCCUGACGUUGAUCAUAAGCGUCGACCAAGAUUGA
This is a messenger RNA of Fonsecaea multimorphosa CBS 102226, 555 nucleotides long. RefSeq lists its product as uncharacterized. NCBI's taxonomy places the organism in Eukaryota, Fungi, Ascomycota, Eurotiomycetes, Chaetothyriales, Herpotrichiellaceae. The coding region runs from base 1 to 555 and encodes 184 amino acids. The transcript is spliced from 3 exons. The record is from RefSeq and is a predicted model, not a curated record.